Dentiscutata heterogama is the source of this 762-nucleotide messenger RNA. The record is from the annotation of a GenBank genome assembly. NCBI's taxonomy places the organism in Eukaryota, Fungi, Glomeromycota, Glomeromycetes, Diversisporales, Gigasporaceae.
AUGCCACAAUCAUCUAAAUAUUUCUAUGCUGUUCUGAUUGGUUGUGUGCCAGGUGUCUAUUAUACUUGGAUACAGUGUAAAGAACAAGUGAACGGCUAUCCCUUUGCUUAUUAUAAAAAGUGUUUAACUUCUGAAACAGCAAUUCAAAUUUUUACUAAUCAUCAAUUAAAAAAGAAACAAAAGGAAGAAAUCUUAAGAUCUAAUGAUAAAAUUGUUAUUUAUACAGAUGGUUGUUGUAAAACUAAUGACAAGAGGUGUUUUGCCGGAAUUGGGAUUUAUUACAAGGAUGGAAGUAAACAAAUCACCGAGUCAUUACCAGGUUCAUUACAGGAUAACAAUCGUGCGAAAAUUUACGCGGUAGUUCGUGCUCUUGAAACAUGCAAAAAUCGAAAAAAGAUCAACAUAUGGAAAAUGCAUGAUUGGAAAACAUCACGUAAUGUGGUUGUUAAGAACAAGGAUCUUUUUGAGAGAAUUGAUAUUUUAACUUCUAACAGAAUUGGCAAGGUUUACUUUACCUAUAUUCCGGGGCAUAAAGGUGUGAUCGAGAAUAAAAAUGCUGAUAGAUUGGCUAAAAAAGGUGCAACAAUUAGCAUGCAUGAAAAGAAAAAAUUAUUACCGUAUAAUAGUUUUAUGAAAUUCAAUCUCCCAAUAAUUAAAAGGAAUAAUUCAGAAUUAGAUUAUAACGCAGCAGUUAAAUUAGUAGUAUCCAUGUGGAAAGAUACGAUUAACAAUCCAAAAAAUGAUUUUACCAAAUAUUUGUAA